This is a messenger RNA of Penicillium angulare, 2616 nucleotides long. RefSeq names its product ribonuclease P/MRP protein subunit POP1. Gene Ontology annotation, cellular component: nucleolar ribonuclease P complex; ribonuclease MRP complex. NCBI's taxonomy places the organism in Eukaryota, Fungi, Ascomycota, Eurotiomycetes, Eurotiales, Aspergillaceae. The transcript is spliced from 2 exons. The record is from RefSeq and is a predicted model, not a curated record. The coding region runs from base 1 to 2616 and encodes 871 amino acids. Gene Ontology annotation, biological process: tRNA 5'-leader removal.
AUGGCCUCCAAUCCUGCCAAACGGAAGCCUUUCGGUCCCCCUGGGUCUAAUGGUUCUGCGGGAGGCGCCAGAAAGCGCGCAAAAGCCUUCGACGCGCGCACACUCGCCGUUCAAUCCAACGAAGCCGCCCUCUCAGCAACAGGUGAACUAGAUGUCGCCGCUUAUGCCGCCGCGCGAGCAUUCGAAAUCCAGGCGUUAGAAAGGGGAAUCCAGAAAUCGAGAGAUGCCCUUACCUCUCGGGCCUUUCAGAAAGUGCCACGCUCCCUGCGAAGACGAACGGCUAGCCACAAUGUGAAGCGGGUUCCGAAGCGAUUGAGGGCGAGAGCAAAGCGGGAGAUGAUCGAGGAUAACACACCGACUGUUACGGCGCGGAGGCGUAAGCCAACGCAGAUUAUGCGCAUUAGACUCGAAACUGCUAGACGAUUGCAGAACCUGAAUGCGAAAUCGAAAGCGAGACGGGCCGCCCGGAAAAGUAAAUUGGAUAAUGAUGAAAGUGCAAAGUUGAAAAGCGAGGGUAGUCACCCAUUCAAUACUGCGCCGAGAAUACCUAAGAUCAAGAAGAACGUGCUCUCUCGACCGCCGCCGCCACAGGCUAAGUAUAGCAAGCGUCAAAGGUGCAAGACUUGGUUGCCAACUCAUAUGUUUCAUGCAAAGCGCGCACAUAUGGCGACUACGAAGAAUCCGAUUUGGCGUUUUGCGGUUCCGAUAUCGCCUACUGAGAAAAGUUACAGGCCUACACACCGCGCUCGUGGAUCUCGAGGUGCCGUGGCGUGGGAUAUGAGCUAUAUGUCCACUAUACAACUUGAAGGAAUUGAGUCUUGUAUUGAAGCUGUUUUGCGAUCGGUUCGUGUUGAUGGUGAUGAUGCAUGGGGUACUAAGGGGAAAAAGUGGAGGGUUGGUACUCGGUCACUUUACGCGUGGACUUAUGAGAGAGAGCAUCCUGAGAGGCCGAUAGCGCCAAUUACUAUGAUGUGGUGUGUUCAGGGUAAAUCGGAAGAUGUGGAAAUGACUGGCGCGGAGCAGAGCAAGCCAGCAAAACAGCCUCGACGGAAGCUUUGGAUCCGUGUUCAUCCAUCGGCGUUCUUACAGCUGUGGACGGAACUGCUUGAGGUUUCGAAGCGUCAGAGCCAUCCUGUUAUGGUUGAAGACCUGCGAUUCGACAUUGGAAGCGUCGAAAUUACUGGACCGGGAUCAGUAGAAACACUCCUUGCAGCACUGAGCCCCAUUUUGAACUCAGAUGGUAGCAACUCGGGACCAGAAAGCCCAGAGAGUACAUGGUCAUCUUUGUUGGGUGUAUCAAAUUCUUCUUCGCUUCCUCAAAAUGCUCUUUUAUCCUUCUCUAUUUCCGAUCCUCGCCUCCGAUAUCCUCUACAAACCCUCCGAGUUCCCGAUAACGAAUCUCAUAUGAAUGAUCUUGCCGUCUUGUUGGCCAAUUGGUCACCCGAUAAAACUCAGGGACCAUCACCUCUCUUUGAACGCAACAAUCGACUUGCUGCUUCUCGUCAAUUACCAAGCCAGAAGGCUAUCAACCGCCGUCGAACCCUUGCGGGCCCUGGUGCUCUUCCGGCUCCUCAACCUAAUGACCCCCAAAUUCCCGUUAUGAUACUUGCCAACAGGCCACAUGGUCUCGCAAAGCGAAGUAGUGUCCCGGGAUCAUGGACCGUACUUUUACCUUGGAAAUGUGUCGCUCCAGUUUGGUAUCUGAUGAUGUAUUACCCAUUAUCGAGCGGGGGGAUCCCACGAUUUGGUGGUCUGAAGGAACAGCAGCAGCUUGCCUUUGAGGCAGGUGAACCUUGGUUUCCAGGUGAUUUCCCAGGAACUCAGGCUGGGUGGGAAUGGAGUCAGAAGGAAGCAAGGAAAACUCGAACCGAAUGGGCACGCAGACCGAAGGGACGCCGGGUAGAGUUCGACAGUCUCACUUUGGGUGAUGGUCAUCCCAAGGGGGAAAUCGGUCACGGAUGGGCGCCUGACUGGAACAGACUUCUUCAAGUUCCAUCAAAAGACGCUGUCGAUUCCAAUGUAAAUGCAGCCAAGAAAGAGAAAGAAAACGCCACUGUUAACUCUGUCCCUCUGCCUCUCGAUAUGCACAACGUCCGAUACACCCAUCACAACACUGAUCGCAUCCUCAGUCGUUUCUUCAAAUCAGCACCAGGCCCUGGCGCACUUGCUUCGAUCCACCUCACACUCUCGGGUCGGGGGACACCUGUGCCCAGUGCCCGCAUUUAUCGUCUUCCUACUGACCCGUCUUUACGGCAGAAAUGGAUUGACCUGUCCUCAUCAUCUAAGAAUAAAGAUCCUAGUCGGAAACAAGGGAACGGACGAACUCCUGCGCUGACUGCCGAAGAGUCCAGGCGACAGCUUGCCGAGUCACUUAUCUCUGGCUCUGCAUCCGAGAGCAACGCAGCAGAUAAGCUUGAAGUUCCUUUCGAAGAGGAUCUUAUUGGUUUCGUUACCUCAGGAAAUUAUAAUCUUUCAGAGGGUAAAGGAACGGGAAUUGGAUCAAUUGUAUUAUCUAAGGUUUUGAUACCAGACGUGAAGCAGCAUGAAAGGAAAAUGUGCAUUGUUCGCACUGCUGGAGAGAAAAUUGGGCGGUUGGGAACCUGGGAACUUGUCUAA